Molecule: messenger RNA, 2226 nt
Organism: Gryllus bimaculatus (two-spotted cricket)
Lineage: Eukaryota; Metazoa; Arthropoda; Insecta; Orthoptera; Gryllidae
Source: the annotation of a GenBank genome assembly
AAAUUAGGAAGAAAGCGAUUGUCAAAGGAGUUAGAACAGGACAAUGAAUUAAUUGCUGGAUGUUUCAUCGGAAACGACCUGUGUAAUCUGGAUGUAAUGUGAGAAACCAUGCCUCACAAGUAUUGUUUUCUACUCACACUUGAGAUUCGCGGGCACACGGCAAAGAAAUCACGCGUCGCAAUCUUGUCGUAAGAUUCGUGUGCGCAGUCGGUCGUGACGUUCAUUGGAGCUUGCUGGCAGGUGACAGAUGUGACAGGUACACGCUACAGUGCGAAAGUAGGUAAACAAUCGAGUUAAAUAAUUAUGCCCUUUAGCAUUUCUGCGCAUAUAAAAAUUAAUGGGUAACUCGAAUCAGAAAACGGUUCUCAAUGGGCGAAUCAACCAGAAAUCUUCUCACAGGAGCCCCCAGACAUACUCAAGUCAGUUUAGCCUUUCAAAUUUUCUACCCAACAUAAGUGGACGUUCUUAUGCAAGUGGUGUCAGUCAGCAUUCAACAUAUAGUGUUUCCCGACCCUGGUCACGAGUUUCCAGGAGAAGGUGGCAUGAAAGAACACUCAAUGACCCUUUGGUUGCUGCAAAAACUGCUUGGCCAGUCCCUUACAUAGAAGCAAUAUUUUUACCAGAGUUCAAAAUAAAAGGAGAUGUUUCAGAAGAAGAUUUUGAGUAUGUAGAUCUAAUUUCAAAAGGUGCCUUUGGAACUGUAUAUAAAGUUCAAAAAGUGGACACAGGAGAAGAAUAUGCAUUGAAAGUUCUUUCCAAAUCGCUGCUUAUUUCACAAAAUGCUGUGGAACAAGUAAAGGAUGAAGUUCGAAUUCAGUCAAUGUGUGGACAUCAUCCAUUCAUUGUAAAUAGUCCAUUUUUCUGGCAAAAUAAGAAAAAAUUAUUUAUUGUGAGUGAAUUUAUACCAGGUGGGGAGCUACUACAGUUAUGUCAGUUAUAUGGUCAAUUACCUGAAAAUCUGGUUCGAGUAUAUGUUGCUGAAAUUGCUUUAGCCUUAGAUUUUCUGCAUAAUGCUGGAGUGAUCUACAGAGAUUUAAAACUUGAAAACAUAUUGUUAGAUCAAGAUUAUCAUCUUCAGUUAAUAGAUUUUGGAUUAGCAAAGUGGCUCAAGUAUGUUGAUUGGUGGUCACUUGGAAUCGUCAUGUGCUGCAUGCUGUCUGGCGAGUUCCAGCCCAAGGAGAUCCUGCUGCAACAUUUCCCGGAUGGUCCACCGCAUUCAUUGGAUCCAGAGUCAUUGGAUGGUUUCGACGACUUUCCAACCGCCGAGCACUCCACAAUAUCUUUCAGAUGACAGUACCCAGUGUGGAGGUGGAUUCAUGUGUUUCUUUGGAUUUUUCAGAGAGAAUUCUGCAAAUUGCACCUACAACUCUCACAAGUAUUACUACAAUUUCGAUGCUACAAAGUCAAAUUUCACCAUAUAAUACAGCGUUUUAUUGCAAGUUGUAAAUUUCUGAAGGGCCUAACUUUACAUUCCUUGAGAAUUAAGAGUUUAAACUAGCUUUCCUGAUAAACAUGUUUACGAAUUCUUACUGAAAGACCAAGAAUAUUGUUGAGAGACAAUUGGUGGCAUUGAGGAACAAGGCUCAUAUUUUUUGAAAAGCUUGCUGGAACGUCGACCAGCUGUUUCGUUAAUAGCAAUUGUCACAAAUUUCGUUUCUCAGGGAUUCAUUCAUUUAAAAAGAUCAGUAAAUUGCAACGAGUAGUAGUUUUCUAGCUCUAGUUGCUAUUUGUGCCUCAGAAAGAGUUUAAGAGCCAUCGAAUGUAGUGUGUUCGUUCCGCUCUUUUCCAGACUACUCGGAGCUUCUGUGACAAGUUGCAUUAACUUGCUGGUCGAUGCUCUCAAUGCGUAAAAUACUUUUCUAAUGGACUGGGGAGUUAAGCAUAUAAUAAUUCUAAAUAAGGACUGGAUGUAUACGUCUCGAAGUUGCUCAUGUAAUUUUAAGAUGUCACGGUUUCAUGGUAUCACAACGAUUGUAGCUUCCCUGAAUCAAUUUUCAUGUGCUGAAAUCCGAAGGCUCGAAGGGACUGUGUAAGUUCUCUCCAAACUAGAUUUUAAUGCAGUAUUUUAGCGCGCCUCAUUUUAUAAACGGGUUUAUUAGAAGUGCGUUCAAAUGUUUGUACAACCGGAUUCCGUCCAAUGUAAUGUUAGUGAAAUAUGAAUGUAUAUUUAUGUUCUAAUGCUAUUUGUGUAUCUGUUAAUUUGGAUAUAUUAAAUGAAUUUUAUCA